Cercopithifilaria johnstoni is the source of this 873-nucleotide messenger RNA. NCBI's taxonomy places the organism in Eukaryota, Metazoa, Nematoda, Chromadorea, Rhabditida, Onchocercidae. The record is from the annotation of a GenBank genome assembly.
AUGGAAAUACAAAAUCGGAUUAAAGCCUAUAAAUUUGUCGCUUAUUCUGCGGUGACAUUUAGCAUUAUUGCUGUUCUCUCAGUAUGUAUCACACUUCCAAUGAUUUAUAAUUACAUACAUCAUGUGAGGCGACAAAUGCAUGCCGAAAUUGCAUUCUGCAAGCAAUCUGCAAAAGAAACUUGGACAGAUGUGGAGCGACUCGGACAGUCUCCAAUUGUUGCACACAACCGAACAGCCCGUCAGUUAACGUCACCUCAAUGCGAAGGUUGCUGUAUUACUGGACCAGCCGGUCCUAAGGGACCACCAGGUAGACCCGGUAAACCAGGUAAACCAGGUGCUGCAGGUCUUCCAGGUAAUCCUGGCAGACCACCACCACAACCCUGUGAGCCUGUUACUGCACCACCAUGCAAACCAUGCCCGCCUGGACCACCAGGACCUCAAGGAUUACCAGGACCACGGGGAGAGCCAGGACCAGACGGUCAACCAGGUGCGCCAGGACAAGAUGGACAACCAGGUGAAAUGGGACCACAAGGGCCACAAGGACAACCAGGCACACCAGGACCAGCUGGACCAAAUGGUCCACCAGGAGAAAAUGCGCCGGAUGAGCCACUCCAACGCGGUGCUCCAGGAGAGCCAGGAGAUCAAGGACCACAGGGACCAACCGGACGAGCUGGAAACCCUGGACAUGACGGAGCAGCCGGACCACCAGGACCACCAGGUGCGCCUGGCACUGAUGGACAACCUGGAAUGGAUGGUCAACCUGGUGCACCUGGCCCACAAGGACCACCUGGUAAAGCUGGCGAACGGGGUGUAUGUCCGAAGUACUGUGCUAUCGAUGGCGGUGUAUUCUUCGAAGAUGGUACAAGACGUUAA